Molecule: messenger RNA, 7250 nt
Organism: Pseudopipra pipra
Lineage: Eukaryota; Metazoa; Chordata; Aves; Passeriformes; Pipridae
Gene: PRRX1
Product: paired related homeobox 1
Exons: 4
Coding region: 2955-3692 (245 amino acids)
Biological process (GO): regulation of transcription by RNA polymerase II
Cellular component (GO): nucleus
Molecular function (GO): DNA-binding transcription factor activity, RNA polymerase II-specific; RNA polymerase II cis-regulatory region sequence-specific DNA binding
Source: RefSeq, a predicted model, not a curated record
AUGGGUGACAAGUGUCCCAUCCUUAUCUGCCAUUGCCAAUGGAGGGGGAGACACUGAACACUAGAAGGCAAUACCCUUGAGCAUUCAGGUAAGGUGAUAAUAUCUGCCUGUACUCCAACCUGAAGUUUUCUACAACUUUGAAGCAAGCUCGGGGAAAUUGCUAAUGAAGGGAUCUUCCAUGCUUGUCUUGUUAAGAUGCCACUACUUCUGGUUUAGUGGCAGACUGAGAUGUGCAGCUCUGUAGGGCCCUGGGACCCCUUGACCUCAUCCCCUCUGUCUCCUCAUCUUUCUGUUUAUAUUUUGCUUAUGAACUUUGUGGACCACUUAAGUCACAUGAGAAAAAAGCAUUUAACCAAGUAUGCACCUCCCUAUACCUGUCAGAGCCCAGGAGGUUCCUGCCACACUCAUUUCCACAUUGCAGGUGUCCCUUGGCAUUGGGCCUGUCUGGUCACAACAAGUUGAAAGAUGAACAGCCCUGCAGUGUUCUGCGUGGUCUUGGAGGCCUCCCACUGUUCCCAGUCUUCUUUUUUCUGAGACAGAGAUGGAAGAUUUUCCCUUGAGUUCAACUUGUCCCUCCCACCCAGUCACAGAAAUCCAAUAGUGUUGCAGGAGGCACCCAGGAAAGGAGGUGUUUAGGUCACUCUCAGGAUGUGAUUCUGGCAUCCCAUGUUGGUGUUCGGCCUGUGGGUGCUGUGUGGGUGGGCAGCACCCAGGACUCACUUCAGGGUAAAGCCACAGCAGCUGGUCUUGGAGCUGAGCCCCUUUAUUGCCCUGCAGGUGAGACUCUCCCUCUGUAGCAGAUGCACACAUUGAUGUGGUCACCCUCAGCACCAACAUGCCUCCACCCACCAUCUUUCCAGGCUGUCUGCUGGUACUGGGCUGCAUUCCCAAAGUCAAGGCUGGAAGGGAGGAUUGUCUGAAGGAUGCCCUUAGACAUAAGGAGCUCUUAUCAGGGAUGUCAGUGAGGAUAGUGGUGAAGGUGGCACAGAGACCUCUUGCUCUGGUUUCUGUGGCUCCUGCUGUCACCCCCAUGGCAGAGGUUGUCUGGGGUAAGAGCAGACCCUGCUGCCUGUGGAAAGGGAUGUUUGUGGCUGGGGCUCUGCAGCACCCUCUCGAAACAGCCAGGUCAGCUGUAACAUCCAUUUGAAGCAGAUCAGGGGAAAAGAGGGUAAAAGCCAGCUGACCAAGAAGGUGGCAGCCAAGUAUCUGGGUGACAGAAAAGGGCAUCUCAUGCUCUGGGCAGCCCACAGGGGUGUGUAGAGGUAACCACCCACCCUACCUUGCCUAAAGCUGGAGUCCCUGAGAGCCAGGGUACAAGAUGCCAGCACACCAAAGCCCGCCAGAUACAGCUUCACACACCCAUGUGAAAACACAGCUCCUUCCCCACCCAACACGUGGACACAUAUCACAGGACUUCACACAAAAAUGCUCCCUCAGAUGCAGAAAAAGGGCCACACCAGUAUGCAAUAAGGCACACACAGAGCAAGUCACUGCUGCUUACAUAGAUGCACACACAGCAUUUUGGGUCUAUUUAGACCCACACAGUUCUAUGCACUCACACAACCUUGCCCCAAUGCUUUUUCUGGCCUUUCCACACGGUGCCCAGCAGCUUUGUUCACCCCCCAAGCUGGGGACAGCAGAGCCCUGCAGCCCUGCCACACUCAUUUGGGUCUUCGAGACUGCAAAGGGUAAACUGGGACCAGAGGGGGGGGGGGCCUGAAAGCAAACUAAUGAUGAAAAUGUCUCCUCCAUGCCUGUGCCUUAAUUAAAUGCACGGAGAGGCUCAGGGAAGCACAUCUGUUUUCAAUCUGGAGCCCUUUGAUGGCAUCAAAUGUUCUUUCCCCAGAUCAGGGGGGAUGGAAAUUCUGGGCUGGCUGUGGCAGCUCGGAGCCCAGGCUCCAGCCACCGAGAAGCAGCGGCCUUUCCUGGCCGGCGGGACCCUGCCCCUCUGUGCCGCCAGCCCUGCUGCCCUGGGGCCCUUCUGCGGCGAGGUCCGGGGGUACCUCCCAGCACCUCUACCUGUGCGUGGCCACGGGGGCCAGCCGGGCGAGGGCAGGCUGCUGGGACCUCUUUGCUUGCUGCCCUCCGAGUGAAUCCUCUUUUUCUUUCUGCUGUUUCUCUUUUUGCCCUUUUUUUUUUUUUCUUUUUACCCUUCUGCUCUCUUCAUUUUGUUCUCCUUUUGGUCUGUUUCUCUUAGCUCUCUGUUGCACUUUUUCUUCCUCUUUUGCUAUUUUUCCUCUUCCUUUCCUCUCCUCUCUCCUGUUCACACUUUCUCUUCCAGUUACCCUUGGUCACCUUUUCAUCUGCAUUUCUCAUUUUCGCUAUUUCCCUCCUCCCGGCUCCUCUCCCCGGUCCCGGGAGCCUCCCCAGGGGCGCGUCCACCCUCCCCUCCAGGUGCAGCUCCGGCUGACUAGGGGGAAGAACCCUCACACCCCCUUGCGCGCCCCCCUACCCGGGGGGCUCCCCCAGCCGCCCCCCACGAGGAGCUGCCGAGCGCGGCGGGGCCCGCGCUGCCACCCCCGUCCCGGUGCCACGUCCCGGCGGGGCCCCGCGGGUGCCCGGAGCGGAGCCGCCCCCGCCGUUUGAAGUGCGGGGCGGAGGGGAGGGGAGGGCAGCGCAGGGGCGGAGGGAGCGGAGCCGCCGGCAGCGGGGGCGGAGGGACGGGGCGCACCCGCCCCAGCGGCCCCACAGCCACCCUGCGCCUCCCGGCCGGCGGCAGCUCCCCGCGCCGCCGCCCCGGCGCCCCGAGCCGGCCGCCGCCUCUCCCCUCCGGCAUGUUUUAAGCCCGGCCCUGCCCGCUCCCCUUCGGGCUUCCCUACCCGCCGCCGUCGGGUCCCGUCCCGUUCCCCCCGCUCCGGUCCGUGCGCAUCCCCCUCGAAGGGCCGGCGGCUGGGGGGGCGCGGGGGCGGUGGGCGCCCGCGGGGGGCGAGGGCAGAAAAGCCCCGCUCGGCACGAUGGCGUCCAGCUAUGCCCACGCCAUGGAGAGGCAGGCCCUGCUGCCCGCCCGCCUCGACGGCCCCGCCGGCCUGGACAAUUUACAAGCCAAGAAGAACUUCUCCGUGAGUCACCUGCUGGACCUGGAGGAGGCGGGCGACAUGGUGGCCGCCCAGGCGGAGGAGGGCGGCGGCGAGCCCGGCCGGAGCUUGUUGGAGUCCCCCGGGCUGACCAGCGGCAGCGACACCCCGCAGCAGGACAAUGAUCAGCUGAACUCAGAAGAGAAGAAGAAAAGAAAGCAGAGAAGGAACAGGACUACCUUCAACAGCAGCCAGCUCCAGGCAUUAGAGAGAGUCUUUGAGAGGACACACUACCCCGAUGCCUUUGUACGGGAAGACCUUGCACGCAGAGUCAACCUCACUGAAGCCAGAGUUCAGGUGUGGUUCCAGAACCGGAGAGCCAAGUUCCGCCGGAACGAGAGGGCGAUGCUGGCCAGCAAGAAUGCCUCUCUGCUCAAAUCCUACUCAGGGGACGUGACCGCCGUGGAGCAGCCCAUAGUACCUCGCCCAGCUCCGAGACCCACUGAUUAUCUCUCCUGGGGCACCGCCUCGCCUUACAGUGCCAUGGCCACCUACUCCGCUACGUGUACCAACGCCAGCCCGGCGCAGGGCAUGAACAUGGCCAACAGUAUUGCCAACCUGAGACUGAAGGCAAAGGAAUAUAGUUUACAGAGGAAUCAGGUGCCCACAGUCAAUUAACGACUGGAGGCAGCUGCCUUGCAGAAGGAGAAAAUGCAACAGCACCCGUCCUGCUUCGCAACUUGUCUGUGCUGAACUAAAAAAAAAAAAAAAAGAAAAAGAAAAAGAAAAAAAAAAAGCAUAAAAAGAAAAGAAAAGAAGAAAAAAAAAAAAAAAGAAGAAGAAGAAAAACAGCCAACCCUCGCCCAGAACUGAACGUGGGGAGCAAACUGAACCGCUCGUGAGUGACAAGGUUCCUCCUUCCUUUUGGGAUAAUGCCACCAUUUUUUUUUUCUUGUUAUUGUUGGGUUUAUUGCUUCUGCUCAAUAUACUACGAGCUUCUUCAGUAAAGGACAGUCUCACCCUUGUUGGUUUCCAUUUUUGUAUGGGACUGCAAAAAGAAACCUCUGCCAGUCUCAGCCCAGGGACAAGUCCCACCACCACCGUGCUGAGAUGCAAAGCUUGCUCCUCUCCCUGCUGCCCCAGCUCACCCAUGGAGAAGUUGCUUGGUCACCGCUUUCCAUUGCAUCCACCUGGCCCUCAUCCCUCCAUCCCUUGUACCACAGAGGCAGCACCAUUAGUGGUAGUCUGCAAGAAGCCUGUUAGUGCAGCGAGAUGGAUUCAUCCUGUCUGGGUUGCCUGGACCACUCCAAGGUGUGAGGAAGACCUCCUUGGGCUUCAGAGCACUUCGUUGCUUUGCUGGGUAUUGCCAGCACUGCUGCCUCAAAAAGCCAAAGAGAGAAAAGCCAACGUGGGUGUGUGAACAGGGGGAGGGCAGCGGAGGGAUCGCUCUGUAGUGCCAAGAAUAGGACUGUUAGGACACUCCUUUCUAUGCCUUACAGUUUGUGCCACAGGGAAAGGCGUUGUCCGGAUGCAUUUGUUUUAUAUAUACUGUAUAUAUUUAUAUAUAUAAGAUAAUACAUGCAAGCUUGGUUGGUGUUUUUUAUUAAACGAAAUAAAAUCCAUUGAAAAUGUUUGGGAUGUUUGUGCUGCAUCCAGGUCCCUGGAGCCAGGCAUUGAAAUUCCAGCCACAGCCUCUCUCACCCUUGUCAGAGCUCUGCCCGGCAGCCUUGGGCAGCCCUGGAAGUGGCAGCUCACGUCCUCCCGUGACAGCCCCACAGAAGUGGUGCUGGAGGGAGCCACACUCCUUUGCAGAUUUUCCCCACAGGCAUUUGCAGCUUCCUAGAAUACAACAAGGAACUCCUCUCCAAUCAGACGGGUUCACGUGGUUCCUGAGAGCACAGAAGGACAUCCCUAUGGAAAGUCUCUGCCGGCCCCUCUGACGACAGGUGAUGUCUCAGCAUCCCACCAAAGACCUUAUCACCCCCCACUUCCCAUAACACUGCCCAGUGAGGCUUGUCCUGUAGCCUUAACCACUCUCCUUUGCUCUCCCUGCCUGCUGUCCUCCCUCUGGGCUCUGAUUAGGACCUAAUUUUUUUCUCUCAAUGAGGAGUAGAGGAGGUGCAGGACAGAAGAGGUUUCUUCCAUACAAACAUCCUGAGGAAACUAGGAUCUUUUAUGUUGCUGGUGAUGUCUGCCUCUUUGAGGGAGGCAGGGGGCUUAUUUAUGACCAACAGCACUUGUGUCCAAACUUUGCCAUGGAAUAGUCUGACUGAAAGUAGAAGAGCUACUCUGUGGUCCAGACUGGACCAUAAGGGAAGGAGAAGGAAACUCAGUUAUGAGAGAGAGUUCUGGUACAGGGGCUUAGGUCUCCACCCUGGUUUGCUGCAGACACGUUGGGCAUAUGUAGAUGUCUGACAGUGGGCUUUGAUAGACUAAAACAUCAUGUUCAGGAAAUGAGAAAGAAAUCUCUUCAAAGUGAAGGUGAAAAUUAAACUGGCAGAAGAUGAAUGGAAAUCCAGCCAGAGUAUUUGAGCUAACACUAGGAAAAAAGCCCCAAAUCCAAACUUGAGUAAGUUGUGCCUGUGAUUGUAUGUGUUGCUGCUGGAAAUUUUUUUUCUCCCUGUAUGGGUAUUUUUGAGGGGGGAAAAAAAAGAAGUUAAAUUGUGAUCAGGACAAAAAGCUGAAAGUCACAAUCAGAACAUCAGCAGAGACAGAGAGGCUGGGCAAGCACUGCAUUUUAAGAAAUCCAUCAUGUUCUAUUUGAUCCCUUUUUUUGGUUUUCUGCAGUCUGGAGAACCUAACAUCUCUAAAUAUUUCUAUCAUGAGUAGUGUGGUUCCAGCUCCUAGAGCCAAGUGAUCAUGUUGAAAAUCUCAGCGUGCACUUAGAAACUACUCACUCCUGAUUGCUGUGCCUGCACAAACAGAGGAACUAUUAAAGAACAUGUCCUGCAUAAGCAGAAAGGACACAGUGCCUUGCAAUGUUACUCAGAGGUUGACCUGGUUGUUGAGUGCCUUAAACUGGUGCUCUCCCCUCUCCUUGCCUUGCUGCCCUUCUCCACAAUCCACUGACAUCCCAGCAGUGACAGUGGCCUGGAUGAGCUCCCCUGGCCUUCCCCGAGUGUUCACCCUGGAGCUCUUUCCUUCAGCGAGUUUCAGCUCUUUCCUUCAGUGUCUUGGUGGCCUUUUGGCUUUCCCCUUGUCUUUGCCCACCUUUUCUGCAGUAGGAAAAUCACCUUGAGCAGCUUUUUUUUUGUUGCCUGUAUACAGACACCUCUUUCUGAAGUUAGCAAGGAGACAGUUCAGAGAGCAUGAAGCUCCUGGUACCCCAUCACCCAUCCAUGGACCAAGACACCCAUCCCCACACUGUGAUGUUCACAUGAAGGGGCCACAUAAACAUCUGUGCAAACCCACCUUCAGCCUCCUCACUAUAUUUGUGUGAGGAAUGGAAUUGUCUGGCACAAGCUGCUCCUGUGGGAAGGUUGUGCAAGCUUUUGAGUUCCAGUUUGAGUUGGGUCUUGCCUCGUUUCGGGCUGGUUGGUCAGGGAUGUCCUCAGGUGACUGGGCUGUUCUCAGUUCAGAUGAGACCUUUUACAUCACCUUUGGGCUGGGUGAUGGGUGACCCAAUAAUUAGGUUUUUUACAUGGAUUUACUAAACAGAGUCUAGCCGGAUGAAGGGGGAGGUUUUGGUGUUUGUUUCUUAAUUGCUGGUGAUCUCAGCCAACAGGCAGCGUCUUGUUGUCUAUCAAGCCAAAGCCAAAUUUUAUUAUUCUGUAUGUUUAAUCUGUAUUUUAUUAAAACAUGUAAAUAUAUGUGCAAAUCAAGGGCCUUAUCCUCAAAGCAUGGAGUUCUCCAGGGUUUUAGUAGACUUUUGGUUGCAGCUCUAGGAGGUUGCCGUGGUUACCACAGUUAUCACUAGUUUUGGGUACCAUUCGGGGAGAAAACGGUCUUGAGACACAUUUCUCUCACCAGCUCUGUACAAAUGCUGUUUUCUCAGGCUCCCCCUUUCUCAAUAGGUGGCUGAUUCUCUCUAAGUGGGAUUUUUGAGCAUGACAGGGAUGGAUGAUUGAUGAGGCUGUUGGAGCUUGACGUGUGAAGCCACGGGAUUCCCAGAUGGAAGUGUAUCCUGUAAAUUAUCUCUUGCUUUGUGAUGUAAAAUGUACAGUGUUUACACUAGAAUAGAAAUGAUCAUUUUCAAUAAAAGGGGGAAAAGACUCCCCAGUCCUUUCUAUAAGCUGC